Molecule: messenger RNA, 736 nt
Organism: Leucoraja erinaceus (little skate)
Lineage: Eukaryota; Metazoa; Chordata; Chondrichthyes; Rajiformes; Rajidae
Product: U3 small nucleolar ribonucleoprotein protein IMP4-like
Exons: 5
Coding region: 5-721 (238 amino acids)
Biological process (GO): rRNA processing
Cellular component (GO): nucleolus; Mpp10 complex; small-subunit processome
Molecular function (GO): rRNA primary transcript binding; snoRNA binding
Source: RefSeq, a predicted model, not a curated record
GGACAUGAUGGACGUGCGGGGGAACCAAUCAACGUCUCCGCCCCGGCAGUUGGGCGCGCGGUGGCAGCCAUUGAGGGAGGGCGGCCUUGGCCUAAGGAGCGCGGUGUGUGGACACAGGGAGACAGGCAUGUUGCGUCGACAGGCACGACUUCGGAGGGAGUAUUUGUACCGCAAAGCCCAGGAGGACAAGCUACGCAGCAUCGAGGAUAAGAAACUGAAGCUGCGAUCUGCCCUGGACGACAACAAACUGAUUCCCACGGAACUACGGCGUGAGGCCCUGGAGUUGCAGAAGGCGAUCGAGUAUGAUGACCAAGGAGGAGAGGGGGUCCUCAGUCAGAUGGACGAUGAAUACAAGUGGGCAGGAGUGGAAGAUCCAAAGAUCAUGAUCACCUCCUCCAGGGACCCCAGCUCCAAGCUCAAACAGUUCGUCAAGGAGGUGAAGCUGAUUUUCCCGAACAGCCAGCGAAUGAACCGGGGCAAGCACGACAUCGAGGCGCUGGUGAUGGCGUGCAAAGCCAACGGCGUCACGGACCUGCUCAUCGUGCACGAACAUCGCGGAGUCCCAGGUCAGGCAGCGCUUCCCGCGUCUACACCGAGUCCUAGAGUGGAAACAGGCCCACACCAGCCCACAUGUCCCAGCUACACAAGUCCCACCUGCCCGCACUCAGUCCAUAUCCCUCCAAACCAGUUCUAUCCACUUGCGUGUCUAACUGUUUCUUAACAUAACGUGUCUAAC